Closterium sp. NIES-65 is the source of this 1557-nucleotide messenger RNA. The record is from the annotation of a GenBank genome assembly. NCBI's taxonomy places the organism in Eukaryota, Viridiplantae, Streptophyta, Zygnematophyceae, Desmidiales, Closteriaceae.
AUGCUCCGCUCUUCCCGCGACUGCCAUCCACUCCACACAUCACAACCUCACUCCCCCCCCCACUCUUCCCCCCACGCACCGUCCAUCCGCCCUCACGUCAGAUCUGCCGGCCUAGUCACGUGUUGUCACGGAAGGCUUCACUCGCAGUAUUCCCGCGCCAACUUCUCUUCACAUCCCCUUUCUCAUCCCCCCUCCUCUGCAGGCUCCACCCCCUCCUCCCACUUCCCCCUUCUCCCCAACCCCCUUCCCAUUUCCUCCCUUCCAAAAUCCCUCCGUCGCCUGGCUGGCCGACUGCAGGCUGCACGUCCCUCCUUCACUGCACGUAUCUCCUUCACUGCACGUAUCUCCUUCACUGCACGUCCCUCCUUCACUGCACGUCCCUCCUUCACUGCACGUAUCUCCUUCACUGCACGUCCCUCCUUCACUGCACGUAUCUCCUUCACUGCACGUCCCUCCUUCACUGCACGUCCCACGGGCUUCCCCGCCUGCACCCAGCCUCACAUGCCCUCCCUUCCCUCUCCCCAAUCCCCCUCACAUCGUCUCCCUCCCUGCCUCCCUGCAGGCUCCACGUGGCUCUUCAACGCCGUCCGCCUGCUGCUCGCCCACUCGGGCCAGCUGUCGCUCUCCUAUUGGCUGUACUCCAUCUCCGCCAGCAAGCUGCGCGCCAGGGGGCUCUCGCCACUGGGCAGCCGCGGACCUGGGGGUGCGGGGGGAGUGGAUGGGGGGCUUUCGCCAUUGGGCAGGCCCGAACCUGGGGGGGAGGGGAGAGGGGGAGUGGGGAUAGGGGGAGAAGGACGGGGGUCCGCGGAGGAUUUAGGGGGAAGAGGGGAUGGUCAAGGGGUGGGGAGGGAUGGAGGGGAGUGGGGAGGAGUGAGCGUGGUGGUGAAGACACACGAGUGGGUGGAGGGGUGGGAGGUGGGAGAGUGGAGUGGGGUGGUGCUGCUGACUGAGAGGGACGUGUGUGGCGUCGCUGACUCCUACCUCCGCGUCGGCUGGUUACCGCACAGCAUGCCUCCAGCGCUACAGCAGUGCGACCCUCUCCCACCCUCCCCUCUCUCUUUUCCUCAACCUACUGUCUCUCCUGCACUCCUGCAGUCCCAUCAGGGCCACCCGCGCAUCAAGGCGCACAUGCAGGCCUACCUGCACAUCAAGGCGCACAUGCAAUCCUACCUGCGCAACCACCAGCGCUGGAAGCAGCACGCUGCGGCCGUCAUCCCCUUCGCCUCCAUCGUGCCGCCCGGCAGCCCCUCGGAGCUGCUCUGCCUCUCCCACCUCGCUGCACUCCUGGGGCUCACCACCGUGGGAGGAGCGGCACAAGGGCCGGCACAAGGGGUGGCACAAGGGGCGGCACAAGGGGCGGCACAAGGGGCGGCACAAGGAGCGGCACAAGGGGCGGCACAAGGGGCGGCACAAGGGGCGGCACAAGGGGCGGCACAAGGGGCGGCACAAGGGGCGGCACAAGGGGCGGCACAAGGGGCGGCACAAGGGGUGGCACAAGGGGCGGCACAAGGGGCGGCACAAGGGGUGGCACAAGGGGCGCGGAAGGUUCUGGGCUAG